AUGGCUCUUGGAUUCUUCAAAAAGCCUCGCGCGUCGAAUAGAAAUAAGGUCAUGCAGAUGUUGCCAGCCCAUCAAGUCGACCACAAUCCUUCAGAAUGGGCCCGAACAUACAUGGAGGCCGUCGCAGCCAAGGCGACCUUGAAUGUCGCAGACAAGGUCAUGGUCACUGCAAGUAAAGAAAUUUUGACGAGCGGAAGGAACAAACCGCUCCCGCCACUGCCCUGGGAGAUGGUGUCGGAGGACCAGUUUGAGCGGAAGGACAGCAGUGGAGAAUGUGAGAAUGAGGUGAAUGAGGAUUGGAUGACCGGAGGCCCCCUCCUCCGCGCGUUCCAAACGUCGGAACUAGGUACGCCGACAGCUUCCGCAACAGGAUCGACGGCGUCGCUCUUGCAAGAAGCAGAUGAUGGGGUCCUCGAACGCGAGUGGAUAAAGGCCUUGACCUCAGAUCUGCUCGGAAACGAAUUGAGGGCGACACCUGCGGUCUCCCAAAUGUCAGCCGUAGGAUCGGGCACUGGUCUUGCGGACUCUGUAGGAGACCUUCACAGGGGAAGCACAGACUCUAGCGGGAGUUCUUCACUGCCCUCGUCCGAGGUUAGCCUCGCUGGCGAGGUCGAGUUCCGCAAUGACGCCGCCGAUGACGGCAAGGCGCCCCAAGACGACUUCGUGGAGAUAGCAUGUUGCUCGGAGGAAGACAUGCAACGCUGCCUUUCGUACUCGUACCGGAAGAAGCACGGAUCAAGCACACCCUUCGCCUUCUGCGUGCUCGCUGGCGGCGCUACGGACGAGUAG
This is a messenger RNA of Laetiporus sulphureus 93-53, 789 nucleotides long. RefSeq lists its product as uncharacterized. NCBI's taxonomy places the organism in Eukaryota, Fungi, Basidiomycota, Agaricomycetes, Polyporales, Laetiporaceae. The record is from RefSeq and is a predicted model, not a curated record. The transcript is spliced from 4 exons. The coding region runs from base 1 to 789 and encodes 262 amino acids.